Aureobasidium uvarum is the source of this 801-nucleotide messenger RNA. The record is from the annotation of a GenBank genome assembly. NCBI's taxonomy places the organism in Eukaryota, Fungi, Ascomycota, Dothideomycetes, Dothideales, Saccotheciaceae.
AUGCUUACUACGCGCCAACCUUUCCCGUCGCUAUCCGCAAACAAUCUUGUGUCCCAGGGUGGCUCCGGCCAAGUCUUCGCAAUCAGCAAGAACGUGGCCUUCAAAUGCCCACUCACGUUCGAGAGUGAUAAUCUAUCACCAGAGACAAAGCGCGAGAUGGAGGAGAACAUUGAGAAGGUCGAGAACGAGAAGGGAAUCUAUCUUCUGCUCAAGAUCCAUCCACAUCCGCAUCUUCUAUAUGGUAUUCUAAGUGUUCCCGAGGGCAUCUUCAUGCCUCUUCUGGAGACUACCCUCGCAGAUCGCCUCGCUUUGUCUGUUCCCAACCCUGAAAUACAGGAGCGCUGGAUCUAUCAGCUUGUCAGUGCAGCAGCCUGGCUCGAAGGACUAGGUUAUGUUCACGGCGAUCUACGACCACAGAAUAUUCUUAUCGACAGACUUGGCAAUAUAAAGAUUGCGGAUUACGAUGCAACCGUCUCGGCUGGAUCGGAGCUACAACUUGCCACGCUGCCCUUCUGUAAAGUUGAUGAGAACUUUGAACCCCCAGUGGCUGGUCCCGAGAGCGAACAGUUUUCCUUGGGAUCCUGUAUCUAUAACAUACGUUUUGGUNUUUCCCCCUACGCUGAUCUUGGGCUCGAGUCUCCUGUCUGGCGUAGGAGGCUGGUCCGCAAAGACUUUCCCCCGACGCGAGAUGAUGCUUUUGGCGACAUCAUCCAAGGUUGCUGGAGCGGGGCUUUCCCUUCGAUCCGUUCUCUCGAGACGGAAAUAGUCUUCCUAGAACAUUUCGACUACAAUGCCGCGUGA